Messenger RNA from Anoplophora glabripennis (Asian longhorned beetle), 3711 nucleotides. Its product is annotated as zinc finger with UFM1-specific peptidase domain protein-like. The transcript is spliced from 10 exons. Lineage: Eukaryota; Metazoa; Arthropoda; Insecta; Coleoptera; Cerambycidae. The record is from RefSeq and is a predicted model, not a curated record. The coding region runs from base 134 to 1927 and encodes 597 amino acids.
UCACAAAAAUAGGCAAUUCGUUAUGCAGAUUUGCUAUGCGGGUUGCCGAAAAUUAGGUCACAGAAACUGUCAAAUAAUCAAAUGUAUUUAAAAAGUUCAGUUUUUCUGCAUCAACAAAAAUACUAAAUAAGAUAUGGCUAGUAAUAUACAAGGAUUUAGUUAUUGUUGUGAAAUUUGUGGUUUAGAAGGCCUUAGUGAAGAUGAAUUUAGAACCCAUACUCAUACUGCUCAUGUGGAUGGUAAUGCUGUGUGCCCUUUCUGUGAAUUGUCAGCUGUUUCUCCAGCCGAACUCAUUUUACACGUGAAUCAGGCCCAUUUAGACUUUUUAACUCCCGAGUCUGAACAGAACAUAAGCUUCAUCGAUGAUCCUAGUCCGAGUGAAUGUAAUGGGCUAAAUGGUGAAAAUAAUUGGAACUUUCCGUCUUACUCUAGUAAUAAUCAAAAUAAUCCUAGGGAAGUUAAAAGUAAUAUAAAUAACAUAAAUUUAAAUCCAAAGAUAAAUGGGGGUGGAGAAGCAAGUCCAAAAAAUUCCAGCCAUGGUCAGGGAUCACCGCUACGUUCUAAUUUAGCUCUGAAAUUGAAAAGUUCUGCCCCCAAAUUACAAUGUCCUAUGUGUAACUAUACUAGCUUGAGUCCUAAUGAAUUGGAAGAACAUGUAAACAGGAGUCAUUUUGACCUGACGUCUCCGUCGUUGGGAGGAACUACGGAAGAGAUAUUCUCUUGCCCAUUAUGUGUUAAUUCUUUCAAAUCUGCACCAGAUCUGGAGCUUCAUGUCAAUAUCGAACAUCGUGACAUCCUGUCGCCGGCUAGUCCUUCAACUCAUGCGUGUCCUGUCUGCGGUAUUACUAUCGACAGUGACUGUAACAGCGAAGCAGCUAUUAGACAUGUAGAAUCUCACUUUCCCGCUGGUUCGCCUCAGCCGGCGGAAAAAGCAGCUCUCCGCGAACGCGAACAAAGAGAAUUCGAAUUGCUGCGUGCUCAGUACGGCAUGGACAACCAGGGUAACUUCAGAGAACAGUCUGUAACUAAUAUGCAGCGUGCUGUCUACGCAGGAGAAAUGAGCGUCGCUGAUUAUUAUGAACGGACUUUGGACCUAAGAGCUGCCGAAAGCUGUGGUAUCGACGACGGGAGCUCGGUUACUAGAAGCAUUGUUCCCCGAGUUAGAGCGAUGAGUAAUAACGCUACAAAUGUUGUAAGAACGCUGCUCUGCACUUGCGUCGACCAUUAUGCUUCUUCUUAUGGAGACAGGGGAUGGGGAUGCGGUUACAGGAACACUCAGAUGUUGUUUUCUAGCUUGUUGACACAUACUGGGUAUAACGAGAGACUUUAUAAGUUGUGGCAGGGUCAGAAGCCGCCGAGAAGUUCGGUACCGAGCAUAUCGAGAAUUCAAGGACUCAUUGAACAAGCGUGGGCACAGGGUUUUGAUGUUCAGGGAUCUGAACAGUUGGGAUGCAGGCUGGUCAAUACAAGGAAGUGGAUAGGGGCGACGGAAGUUGUAACUCUACUAUCAUAUCUACGAAUAAAGUGUCAAUUGGUCGAUUUCCAUCGCCCCACUGGGCCCGGCGGUACCCAUCCGGAAUUAUUUAAUUGGGUUCUAAAAUAUUUUGAAAGCUCAGUUGGUGGUGAAUUCACAGCGCCCCUUUACCUGCAGCAUCAAGGUCAUAGUCGGACAAUAAUGGGUAUAGAAGUUCACAGGGACGGCAGCUUGGUUCUUUUAGUCCUUGAUCCUAGUCAUUCUCCACAACAGAUGGCGCAGUUUGGCGAUACGAAUAGCGUCACUGCAGCACUGAGAUUACUAAGGAAGAGCGAAGCAGCGAUGAAAGCACGGCAGUACCAGAUCGUUGCGAUCGUUGGUAUGAUCGACAAUGAACAGCAGUAUCAGCAAAGUAAAAUUUUGCGUGGUCUGCGGAUCCCUCAAGAGCGGUGAGAGUGACAUUUUGGAAAUGUUAGGAAAAUAAAGUCGGCUUUAUGAAGUUUUAAAAAGAUUCUCUCCACAUAUUUCACCACCUUUGCUGUUCAUAUAUCUUAAAAGUUUACAUAUGAUCGAGGUCACAAUUACCUUCUGUUUUCGUGUUUGUGCGAGGGUACUUUCAAAAUUUCCCAUCGAAAGAAUUUGGUUUUUCCGAUAUGACGUUUUCUGCGACCUCAUGUGUGAAUUUUUAAGAGUUUGUGUGAAAAUUUGCCACACUUUAGCCUUCAUUUUUCUUUUGAAUCAUGGCCUGGAAAUGUCAAUAAGUAGCUGGUAAGAUAAAAGCUUAACUAUAUAUUUUAAAAACAAUAAAUAUAUAUUAUAUACUUGUAUUUUACAUAUUUUUUAAAACGUCUACACUGGUUUAUUCAGUUAUUGUGAUAUUUUUUGAGUGAGUGUCGGCAAACAUAACUAAUAGAGGGUUGUUGGAAUUUGUACACUUCCUUUGCACGUUCGCAUAAAUAUAUAUGGAAUAUUCACUGACAGUUCAAAAAUUAGUAAAAAAAAGCAGAUCUCUUGCCGUUUAUACGCUAGGAUUCAAUUUUGAUGAAAAAUUUCAACUUGCAUUAAUACAAAUAUAAAAAGCAUUUAUUUUAAAACAGUCAAUUAAAUUUUCAUUUUUAUACUUUUUUUUUCCAAAGACGAUGUACAGGGUUUUCAUUUAUUGGGAUCUACAAUAAACAAAGAAAGGUAGAUGAAUGCAGUUGUUAUGCUAUAUCUGUCUCAUUAAAACAACUUAUGUAGUCUCCUAACAAGUACUUUUAUGAGUGAAAAUUGCAACAUAAUUUGUUUUAUUAGGUGUUAGAGUGUGAACAAAAACAUGGCAUAUUUUUUUAUUUUUCGUAUCCCUAGUCUCGUCUACAUCUUUCCAAGAAUUUUGAAAUUUGACCUUUAUUAUUCUAUUUCUUCAUUCUUGCGAUGUAUAUGACAAUACAAUGUUAAAGUAAUGGAUAUUUGGGUACAUAUUUCUGUUAAACAAUCAGUAUCGUUCAUUAUCAUCUACAUAUACUGGAAUAGUACAGUCUAUAUAAAAAUUAAGGCAUGUAAUAAAAAUAUCCAGUAUGGCAGCUGUAAGGGUUUGUUUCCUUUAUACUUUACUUUCAGUGUCUUUUAGCCAGACAGGAAUGUCAGCUCAGCAUUUGACAAACAUGACAUUUUAUUAUUGUUCCAUCAUAGAUGAAAAAUAGCUAAUAUAUUUGUUAAUUUGAUAGGCAUAGCUCAAACAAGACAUUUUAAAAUUUCUUUUGUGAAAUGAUUCCUACGAAUGCUGAAAAAAUACUAAUCGAUCAGUAUACCCAGUUCAUAAUGCACACUCUACAAAACCCCCUUAACUUUGUGUCAAAAUAUAAAUGAAAACCCUGUACAGUGUGUUUUCCUAUAUUUUACACCAUACUUGCAGCUGCUAUUUUUGGAGAUAUGAAAUGUUAAAUACAUACAUGUUAAAUAAAUUUUUCUAAAGCGUGAGAAUUUUAUAUGAAAUCAAACAAACGAACAUUGCAAAUGUGUUAAAAUAAACAAACUGUUCUUUUUAAUAAUGGAACACCCGGUAUACUUUUACUUUUUAUCUUCAACAAUAACCGCUGUAGAUGGAAUGCUACGUUUUUUUAACUAUUGUAACUUUAUAUUGUUUUAAAUAUGGAUGUCUUGUCAGAUACAUUGAUUAUAUAGGGUGUAAAAAAUUUGACUGCCACUACUUCAGCAUGAGAUAAAGUAAUCAUAAAUCACAAAAAAGUUGUAUAUUA